AUGUCUGAGAAAUUUAUUGACCAGUCGCCCACCAAGAAAAAACGUAGAGGCAGACCUCCAACAAAGCCAAAACAGGAGAACAGAGUGGGAGAAAGCACGCUGAACUUUGCCAUCAGCUCUAAUAUCAGCGCUUCCAACAAUUCAGCAGCUACUAUCCGCCAAGGUGCCAUUUGCUCAACCCCCGUGAUGAAAGUGAGUCCUGGGCAACGCCGAUCGGGCUCCAGCGGCUCGUCGUUGCACACGCCAACGCCCAAGCGCCGGAAACAAGCGCCGGGUCUGGUUACCAUACAAGAAACAGGAAUUUCAAAAGCCCACCAGGAGCUGGCAUCCAUAACCCAGAGGGAAAAGGGUUAUUUGGACUCGUCGCCAAUAACCUCGUCGUCCGGGUCGUCGCCAUCGGCCUCGGGACUGCAAAGCUCGCCAAUAAACACAUCGCCGCUCAACUCGUCCGACCAGCUCAUGAAACAUGACUCCCGCACCGCAGAUUUGAACCCUUCGCUUUUGCAGCCAGACAUCCUUGCACCAAAGACUCCAAGAUCGAACGCUACGCCGUCUUUGAAGCUGCCCCCAUCGACUCCUAUAUCGCACUUUUCGCACGUUUUAAGUUCGUCACCGAUGUAUACCCACUGGUAUGCACAGACCCCGCACGGUCGCGUGGCCUCGACCCCAAACAGUCUAGUGCCUAAGCCUCUUCGGUUUGAAGAGCUCAGACCACAGGGUCCUGGCACAACGCAGAAUGCGGGUCUCGGAAUUUUGGGCAUGCGCAAUAAGUCGAUGCCUCUUGGACAGGAGUCCGGGAUCGUACAGCUACAAAACAAGUUACGCAAAACACAGUCAAUGAACGAUAUAGGGGCCGACAAACACAACUUUCAAGUCACUGUCCAGCUGGACAGUAAAGGCAAGGCAAUGGUGGUGAAGAAGAGAAGACGUGUAACGGCUGUGCCUUCCCCCGCAAUGUAUGGGACGCAUUUCGCAGGAGAUACGAUGUACAGCAUGGAACCACCUCCGGGUCUAAAAAUAGGGGUUGAUCCGUUUGUUGUUGGGAUAUCUGCCAAUGAAAUGGAGAUGAAAUCGCCUUACAUGAUGGCCGAGGAGUUGAGUAACGCUGCACGAUUACGUAGUGACGCCCGUUUUGCGCUGCGGGAGCUUUUGAAAGACCUAUGA
This is a messenger RNA of Ogataea philodendri, 1164 nucleotides long. RefSeq lists its product as uncharacterized. Lineage: Eukaryota; Fungi; Ascomycota; Pichiomycetes; Pichiales; Pichiaceae. The transcript has a single exon. Bases 1 to 1164 code for a protein of 387 amino acids. The record is from RefSeq and is a predicted model, not a curated record.